Microtus ochrogaster (prairie vole) is the source of this 2027-nucleotide messenger RNA. It is a transcript of the gene Fosl1, whose product is annotated as FOS like 1, AP-1 transcription factor subunit. The transcript is spliced from 4 exons. Lineage: Eukaryota; Metazoa; Chordata; Mammalia; Rodentia; Cricetidae. Gene Ontology annotation, biological process: regulation of transcription by RNA polymerase II. The record is from RefSeq and is a predicted model, not a curated record. Gene Ontology annotation, molecular function: RNA polymerase II cis-regulatory region sequence-specific DNA binding; DNA-binding transcription factor activity, RNA polymerase II-specific. The coding region runs from base 27 to 848 and encodes 273 amino acids. Gene Ontology annotation, cellular component: nucleus.
GACCCCACCGAGCAUCAGCCCAGGGCAUGUACCGAGACUUCGGAGAACCGGGACCGAGCUCCGGGGCUGGCAGCGCGUACGGUCGCCCCACGCAGGCCCCGCAAGCUCAGGCGCAGGCCGCCCAGCAGCAGUUCCACCUUGUGCCAAGCAUCAAUGCUGUCAGUGGCAGCCAGGAACUGCAGUGGAUGGUGCAGCCUCAUUUCCUGGGGCCCGGUGGCUAUCCCCGACCUCUGACCUAUCCCCAGUACAGCCCCCCUCAGCCCCGGCCAGGAGUCAUACGAGCCCUAGGGCCACCUCCAGGGGUGCGUCGCAGACCCUGCGAGCAGAUCAGCCCCGAGGAGGAAGAACGCCGCAGAGUGAGGCGUGAACGCAACAAGCUAGCAGCGGCUAAGUGCAGAAACCGGAGAAAGGAACUGACAGACUUCCUACAGGCGGAGACUGACAAACUGGAGGAUGAGAAAUCGGGCCUGCAGCGGGAAAUUGAAGAGCUGCAGAAGCAGAAGGAACGUCUUGAGCUGGUGCUGGAAGCCCAUCGCCCCAUCUGCAAAAUCCCCGAAGAAGAUAAGGACACAGGUGGUACCAGCGGUACCAGCGGCGCCAGCAGCCCACCAGCCCCCUGCCGCCCCGUACCUUGUAUCUCCCUUUCUCCGGGGCCUGUGCUUGAACCCGAAGCACUUCAUACCCCCACGCUCAUGACCACACCCUCUCUGACUCCCUUUACUCCCAGCCUGGUUUUCACCUACCCUAGCACACCAGAGCCUUGCUCCUCAGCUCAUCGAAAAAGUAGCAGCAGCAGCGGUGACCCCUCCUCUGACCCUCUGGGUUCUCCCACACUCCUGGCUUUGUGAGAUACCCAGCCACACCCCUUGCCCAUGCUACCCCAGUCAUCUCCUUCCUUCCAUUGAUCCAGCAGGCCUGGACCAUCCGCACGCCCCGAACCAGCAGGUCCUUUAUCUCUUCAGAGUAGAACAAACUGUUAUGCUUCGAUGUGGAGCCAGCUUGGGGGGGGGUCCCCAAAGCUGCUCAUUGUAUCUCUAGAGCUGGCCUAUCAUAAUUUGCACAAAAUCAGAGACAAAACAUGUCCCCUUUGGGCCUGGAGCCCUAACCCCUUUCAAACAGACUGCUCUCACACUAUGUCACUUUCUUCAUUUGAUCCAGCCAGCCCCGCUCCCAGACAGAAGGUGCCCUCCCACUAGAACACUAACUCACACAGCUCCACUGCCAGCAGCACCAGGGCAUCCUGUAGGUGCCUCCUGCAUGGCACAACUCAGGAGGCACCAGUGGCUUCUGUGAUGAGCUGAGCUUGCACUCCCUAGCUUUGAGAAGCCUUUAGUUCCAGGGUAUCCAAGCCUCCACAUCAGGGGCAGCUGCUAUUUAUUUUCCUAAAGAGACUAUUUUUAUACAAACCUUCCAAAAUGGAAUAAAAGGCUUGAAGCUCUAGUCUGAGUUGUCAUGUUGGAUCCAGAGGCUAGAGGAGACCGUUUGGAACAGGAGCUCUAGGUUCCAGCCUCUGCUGUGACCUUGAAGAAACCACCAUAUAUUUUUGAACUUCUAUAUCCCAUCUGAAGAAUGGGGUUACCUCUGCUGUGCUUCAACUCCUGUCCUGAGACUGAGAAUGACCCGGAGUACAAGCAAACAAGAUUAUCAGUCGUCCCCCCCCCCCCCCGGGAGACCCACAGUUCCUAUCUUAAGGACUGGGGGCAGGGAGGGGCUGUGUUAUACUCUUCCACCUUCCGAACAGGCAGCCAGUGGGCUUGAGGCCCCCAACACCUGCUUCCUGCCCCAUUGUUUUUGACAGGAAGGAGCCUGGAAGGGAGCUGGAGCCACUUCAGGGGCCGGAUUUUGGGCUGUGUCGGCGCCCGUGGGGGAGUUAGUGGUCUACCACUGUCUUAAAUCCCACCCCAAACUCCAGGUAAUGAGGAGUUCUGCAGUCCCUCAGGAUGGGAAUUGCACCGCGUCUUUGGGUUUCCGCCCUCUUCCCAACCCCGGCGAUUUGCAGAUAUAGGCUGGCCAGGCUUCGGGCUCUG